Messenger RNA from Xenopus tropicalis (tropical clawed frog), 3573 nucleotides. The record is from RefSeq and is a predicted model, not a curated record. NCBI's taxonomy places the organism in Eukaryota, Metazoa, Chordata, Amphibia, Anura, Pipidae.
UUACAGUGUGUGGGCGGAGCCUGGAGAGUGGGCUUUCUUUACGCAGGCGCAGUGGUUGUUGCGAGUGCGAGUGGUGGCUCCGGGUGACCGGGCCGCCUGUAACGAACAGCGGCAGUAGCAGCAAUGGUGAAGAAACGGAAAGGCCGGGUGGUCAUAGACUCCGAUACCGAGGAUAGCGGUAGCGACGAGAAUUUGGAUCAGGAGCUUCUGUCUUUGGCCAAGCGCAAGAGGAGUGAUUCAGAAGAGAAGGAACAGCCAAUAAGCAAGCCGGCAGCAACCUCUGACUCGGAGACCUCUGAUAGUGAUGAUGAGUGGACAGUCACAGGACAGUCAAAAAACAAGAAAAAAGGGAAACCGGGGAAAGGAGGGGAGAAGAAGGCAGCUAUGAAGAAACAGGCCAACCGGGCAGCAUCUUCUGCCAGCUCUGGCAAGGACAGCUCUGAGGAGAGCUCUGCUCCAGAAGAAGGCGAGGUGUCGGAUUCUGAUAGUAACAGCUCCUCCUCCAGUUCUGAUUCAGAUUCUUCAUCUGAAGAUGAAGAGUUCUGCGAUGGCUAUGGGGAGGACUUCAUGGGGGAUGAAGAAGAUCGGGCUCGACUUGAGCAGAUGACUGAGAAAGAGAGGGAACAAGAACUGUUUAAUCGGAUAGAAAAGCGGGAAGUGCUCAAACGAAGAUUUGAAAUAAAGAAGAAGCUAAAAACAGCAAAAAGGAAAGAAAAGAAAGAAAAAGAGAAAAAGAAGAAGCAUGAUGAAGAACAGGAGAAAAAGAAGCAAACACAGGUCUUGGAGGCACAGUUACAGGUAACUUCACAUAAUAAAGAAAGGAGGUCAAAGCGGGAUGAAAAGUUGGAUAAGAAAUCUCAAGCAAUGGAAGAAUUGCGAGCAGAGAGAGAGAAAAGGAAGAAUAAGACUGCAGAGUUGAUUGCCAGAAAACAGCCUCUGAAGACCAGCGAGGUAUAUUCUGACGAUGAAGAGGAAGAAGAGGAUGAUAAGUCUAGUGAAAAAAGCAACCGAUCUUCUAGAUCAUCUUCUUCAUCUGAUGAAGACGAAGAGACUGUUGAGAUUCCACCAAAAUCUCUGCCUGUAUCUUUGCCAGAAGAGCUCAACAAGGUUCGGUUGUCUCGACACAAAUUGGAACGUUGGUGUCAUAUGCCCUUUUUUGCCAAGACUGUCUCAGGCUGUUUUGUGCGGAUAGGCAUUGGAAACCAUAACAGCAAACCUGUAUACAGAGUUGCAGAAAUCACUGGUGUGGUGGAGACUGGAAAAGUAUACCAGUUGGGCGGGACAAGGACAAAUAAAGGCCUGCAGUUACGGCAUGGCAACGACCAGAGGGUGUUCCGACUGGAGUUCGUCUCUAACCAAGAGUUUACAGAAAGCGAGUUCAUGAAAUGGAAAGAGGCGAUGUUUUCUGCUGGAAUGCAGCUUCCCACUCUCGAUGAAAUCAACAAGAAGGAACUAUCAAUUAAAGAAGCCAUGAAUUAUAAAUUUAAUGACCAGGAUAUUGAGGAGAUUGUAAAGGAAAAGGAACGGUUUAGAAAAGCUCCUCCGAAUUAUGCCAUGAAGAAAACUCAGCUUAUGAAGGAUAAGGCAAUGGCGGAGGAAGCUGGAGAUCAAGACAGAGCUAAGCAGAUUCAAGAUGAGUUGAAUGAACUUGAGGAGCGGGCUGAAGCUUUGGAUCGGCAGCGGACAAAAAACAUCUCUGCCAUAAGUUAUAUCAACCAGCGAAACAGAGAAUGGAAUAUUGUGGAGUCUGAGAAGGCUUUAGUGGCAGAGAGUCAGAGCAUGAAGCAGCAGCAGAUGGAUCCCUUCACUAGGAGGCAAUGCAAGCCAACCAUGGUGUCUAAUUCCAGGGAUCCUGCAGUUCAGGCAGCCAUUAUUGCUCAGCUAAAUGCAAAGUAUGGUUCCGGAGCUAGCAACGAUGCAUCUAAAGACACAGGCUCGGCUCAAAGCAAGGAUAAAGAUGGAAACACCAAGUCAGCCAGUGACCUCUCGGAAGACCUGUUUAAAGUGCAUGAUUUUGAUGUCAAGAUCGACCUCCAAGUCCCUAGUUCAGAAUCAAAAUCUCUCGCCAUCUCCUCAAAAGCACCACCAGCAAAGGACGGAGCACCCCGCCGAUCUCUGAAUCUGGAGGACUACAAAAAAAGGAGAGGACUUAUCUGAGCCCAGCCAGCACGCUGCUGAUUUUGCAUGCCCCAUUUUGUAACCUUCCCUGUUCUUUUGACCAUCGUGUGUCUGGAGCAGUAGCACCACUGGGAAUUGACUCUGCAUCACCAAUCAGUACUGACUGACUUCAUAUGACACCUUACUUUGCCCAUAGUUCUGUGGCUCCCACUUAUUGUGGACCUUGGAUCAGUUGUCCAUUUAUCUCCGUGUAUAAUGCUUUUGUAUGAGCUAGGCGUUUCAUGGCUUAGCCUAAAGAAGUCAAUGUGAUCUCUGCAGUAAACAAGCACUACAUAUCCUCCGGUUUCCUGUUUGCAUCAUCACCUCCAAGUUCCUGACUUUGAAGCCAUUACCAGUCGGUUCUCUUUUUCUCCAUGAGAGGGCAUUUGAGGAGUAUGCAUCGGUUUCUGCAGUUGACCCUUCCUGUUAAGGUUUUUGUGAUGGGCAAACAUCAGAUAUUUAUUUUUUUAACUUUUUUUUUUUGUAUUAGCAGCCAUAGAGUUUCUGUCCUGACGUGCUUUUGCUGACUCUGCAUGCACCAUUAUGUUUUUGUUCUUCGCCGUGUUUCUGGAGCAGCAGCAGCAGAUCUGGCAAUGGACUCAGACUUGUAUCAUAAACUUUUGGACUUUGAGACUGUUCACUUGGCCACUCUUCCGUGACACCCUCUUGUGGAUCUGUGAUUAUUUUUUUGUUUCGGUUUCUCUUUGGUUGUCAUUUUUUUCCAAACCUGUAUGCCAUUUUGUUUUCCCGCAAGCCUGGUGUUUUAAUUGCUCAGUAUUACAAUGGAGAUUCAAGCUCUGCAGUAUACGCAGCAAGCACUGCAUAAGCACUCUGGUUUCCUCUUUGCCUUCACGGUCAGUGAGGGUUAAAGACCCCUCAAUCUCGGCGGAGGCGUAUGACGUUGAAGAGAGCCUCCGUUUUCCUUCUGCGUUUUACAAAGCAAGGAGUCUAGAAGGUGCUGCAGUUGAUUCACCUUCCUCUUCACAGUAUGUUUUUCGGUGGCAGGUUUCAGGAAUAUUUUAAUGAUUCUUUUUAGCUGCAGUACAGUUUGUCUGUCCUGGCUGUUUAUGGCUGUUUGGAAUACCUUUUAAAAGCUGUAAAUGAGAAUAUGAAACUGUAAAGAAGAAACUGAUUAAAUAUGGUUCUUCUUAUGAAAAUGGGAGUUUAUGAGUUCCAUUUACUCCAUGACAGAAAUGAGUCACGGGUUGACAAAGGAGGUAUUAUGAUGGAAAACAUUUGUGAUCAUAACUUGCACAAUGAAAUUUCCGUAUUUUUGUCUGUUGUGGAAUGAUUGCUGAACAGUAUAUGCAAAUGAAUGAACAGUGGCCAUGGUGGCUCGUGCUUUAUUAUUGCACAGUGCAGAGCUUGAACGCAUACAGGUAAUAAAGAGUGUUACUCCGUCUUAGGCCUUCUGUC